Messenger RNA from Condylostylus longicornis, 920 nucleotides. RefSeq lists its product as uncharacterized. NCBI's taxonomy places the organism in Eukaryota, Metazoa, Arthropoda, Insecta, Diptera, Dolichopodidae. The annotation marks the transcript as partial. The transcript has a single exon. Gene Ontology annotation, biological process: cilium movement; outer dynein arm assembly; inner dynein arm assembly. The record is from RefSeq and is a predicted model, not a curated record.
UAUGUAAUAUAUGCGCUCAUACAAAACAUAAUUUGUAAUCGUUACUAAGCAAUAUUUCAAGUUUAGUCAAUAAAUUAAAAUUGUAUAGAAAUUUUAAUCUCGUAUGUUAUAAAUAUUUUCUUGUUAAAUAAAAAAUGGUUGAAAUAUGUCAAACUGAAGACGAAAUUAAAAUUGUAAUUAAACUAAUUAAUAUUGCAUCUCAUCGCCCUGGUAUAGUUUUAUUGAAAAGGUAUGUGAAAUUCAAUUGUCCUCCAACGUUUUUUGAAGCUCAUUUGACGGAUGACAUUGACGAAGAGAAAAGUACUUGUAAGCUGUUUAAAAGAGAAGCUAGAAUAAUAUUAAAGAAAGUAAACAAAGGAUUAUGGGAACAAAUUUUCGAAGUACCAGAAAGUAAAGCUGCAGCUUUGGAAAAACGUAAGGCGAUGGUUGAGCAAUUGCAAAAGAAGAAUGUUGAAAUUGAAGAAGAGGCUAUAAAAAAAUACGAUAUCAAGAAAAAAGCAGAAAUUGUACGAGAAAUGAAACGUGAAUCAAAAUUACGUGAAAAAUUUGAAGUGGCUAAUGAACAAGUCCUAAAAAACGAACUGGGAGUAACACCAGAAGAUACAAAAAAGAUUAAGGAAAGGGAGGGAAGACAAAGAUUAAAAAAGCAACAAUGUUCAAAAAUCAACGCAGUUAGUAAGCCAGCAAGCUCAGAAUUAGAAAAUAUAGAAGAGCUAGAAAACCAAAGCGAAAUUAAAUUAGAAAAACAAAAAUUACGAGAUGACUAUUGUGGACCUAAAAUCGGUAAAGAAGAAGCCAAUGUUAUAUUACAAAAAAUAGAAAAUCAAAAGCAAAUUCGCCGAAACGGUAGUAUAAAAAUAUCUUUUACAAAAUUUGAUUUUAAAACACCAAAGCGUGAAUCUCAAAAAGAAAUUCAAACU